Messenger RNA from Acanthamoeba castellanii str. Neff, 5070 nucleotides. RefSeq names its product serine/threonine kinase. The coding region runs from base 1 to 5070 and encodes 1689 amino acids. The record is from RefSeq and is a predicted model, not a curated record. NCBI's taxonomy places the organism in Eukaryota, Discosea, Longamoebia, Acanthamoebidae. Gene Ontology annotation, biological process: protein phosphorylation; cyclic nucleotide biosynthetic process; intracellular signal transduction. Gene Ontology annotation, molecular function: protein kinase activity; ATP binding. The transcript is spliced from 19 exons.
AUGUCCCUCAGCAAGGCGCUGUGGUCGAUACUCUUCCUGCUUCUUUGUUGCCAGAUAGAGGCCUUUGGUGUGCAGCUGCAAGGAGCAGGCAGUCCCAACGCCGUCACCAUUCUCGCGUCGUGGUCUGCCGACUACAUCUACACCCGCGACGACAUCCUCUUACCCCUGGCACGCAACAGCAUCUCGUACACAAACACCGGUGUGACAUCGGCCUUGGAACAGUACGCGGAUGGCGAGCUGGACUUUAUCUGCAUCGACCGAUUCUUCUCCGACGCGGAUGCGGCCACAUACGGCAACCUCAUCCAGUUCCCGCUCAUGGGACAGGCCAUCGUCAUGGCCUACAACAUCCCCUCCCUUGCGUCCCUCAACGCCAGCUUGAUAAUUGACCGAGAGACCCUGGGCCUGAUCUGGGCGGGCAACGUCACCAUGUGGACCGACCAGCGGAUCAAGGACCUCAACCCCGGCCUGGCCUCGUUCCUGCCCAACACCAACAUCACCAUCGGCUACAACCAAAACACCGUCUACUCGCUGACCGAAGUGGUCAAGCGCUCGCUCGAGAGCUUCAGCCCCGACUUUGCUCGGCUGUUUGAGGCAGCCGGAAGGGACUUCGCGAACAUGCCACCGGCCCUCAGCGGGACUGCCGAGUCUGCCGGCGUUUCGACCGCGGAGAGGGUCGUGUGGCUUGCCGCCCACCAGGACAGCAUCACCUAUCUCAGCUAUGCCGACGCCACGAAGGCCGGCUUUAGGCACAUGAGCAUGUACAACAAGGCCGGCGGCCUGGUGACGCCGUCGACGGCCUCGGUGCAGGCGGCCAUGAGCCAGUUCCAGGCGCAGUUCGCCCGGAGCAACUUCUCUGUGGACAUCCUCGACGCCGGCGGCGCCAGCUCGUGGCCCAUCUCCUACCUCACCUACCUCACCAUGGACCGCAACGUGAGCGGCAUCGACUGCACCGCCAUCCAGGAGCUGCUGGCCUUCGCUGCCUGGGUCCAUACCAACGACGGGGCGAGCACGGACGCGACGAGCAUCAACAUUGUGCCGCUCGACACGAGCCUCAAGAAGCGGAUCGUGGACCUCCUGAGUACGGUCCAGUGCAACGGCGAGCGGGCCUAUUCGACGGCGUUCCUGAUCGGCAUCGGGUCGCCGCUGCCCAUCUUCACAUCGUGGUCGGUGGCCUGGUCGUCGGCCCAGACGCGCGCCAAGUUCUACCUGUCGUCGUCGACCACCGGCAAGGACCGGCUGGUGAACAAUAACUCUGACUUCAGCGUCACGAGCAACGGCCUGGAGAGCAGCUACGUCACGCAGAUGCCCGAUGCGGAGAUCGUACCGACCACCGCCUUCGCUCUCGUGCCCGCGUACAACGUGCCGGAGUUGAAGGACAAGACGCUAGUGCUCGACUUUACCACGAUCGCCGGGAUCUUUCUCAACAACGUGACGCGGUGGAACGACCAGCGCAUCAAGGACCUCAACUCGGCCGACGUGGCCGCCGCGCUGCCGGACGAAGAGAUCAUUGUGGUGACCCACAACGUGAGUUCGGCCUACACGCAGCUGUUCACGCAGCUGCUGAGCCAAACCGUGCCCGAGUUCGCCGCUCAGACCAACAGGUCGAUCAACAUCAGCACCACGACCGACAUCGGCAACCUCCUGACCAGCAAUCCCUACUCGUUCAUCUUCUGGCAGUACUUCGACAUCCUCGCGGCUCGAGCUCUCAACUCGGCGUCGUUGAUCAACCCGGCGGGCCGUAUUGUGGCGCCCUCCUCAGCGUCUGUGCUGAGCGCGCUAGACGACUAUAUCGCAUCGACGCCCGCGGCCAGCCGCACCUACGAAUCGAUUCUCCUGCGCGGCGGAGACAAUAGUUGGCCCAUCGCAGCCUUUGGGGCGACGAUAUACCGCAGCACGAGCAUGGAUGACUGCACUAAAGCGGCGGCCCUCGCGGACUUCCUGCUGUGGUCCCAGACGGACCCCGUCGCCCUGCGCAACGCCGACAGGCAGGGGUUCGUGCUGCCGACGGCCACAGAUGAGAUCAACCGCGCCUUCAUGCGCCAGCUCAAAGCCUUCACCUGCGCCGGCCGGCCCGUGAGCGCGCUGGCCAACUGCAUCACGGACGACGGCCAGCUGUGCUCGGGCCAGGGUACCUGCACCAACAGUGCCUGUGUCUGCGAGUCGGGCUGGGAGGGCCAGUAUUGCGAAAGCGUGACCAGCUCGAGCUCGAGCGACUCCACGGUCAUUAUCUUGGCGACGGUGAUUCCGGUGGCGGCGGUCGUGGUGGCCCUGCUCCUGGUGCUGGUGAUUGUCGUCGUGGUGCUGCUGCGGCGCAAGGGCAGCGGGAACGACGACUGGGAGAUCGAGUAUGACGAGCUCGAGGUCGGCGAGCAGCUGGGCGCCGGCGGGUACGGCGAGGUGCACAAGGCCACGUGGAAGGGCACUGAGGUGGCCGUCAAGGUCAUGGCCUCGGACCGCAUCACCAAGGAAAUGGAGAAGAGCUUCAAGGACGAGGUGCGGGUGAUGACGUCGUUGCGGCACCCCAACGUGGUGCUGUUCAUGGCGGCGUCGACCAAGGCGCCCAAGAUGUGCAUCGUCAUGGAGUAUAUGGCCCUCGGCUCUCUCUUCGACCUACUGCACAACGAGCUCAUUCCGGACAUUCCCUUCAUUUUGAAGGCCAAGAUGGCCUACCAGGCCUCCAAGGGCAUGCACUUCCUCCACUCCUCUGGCAUCGUGCAUCGGGAUCUCAAGUCGCUUAACCUGCUGCUCGACAACAAGUGGAACGUCAAGGUGUCCGAUUUUGGCCUCACGAAGUUCAGGGAGGACAUCAGUGGCAAGGGCGGCCUCGGCGGCGGCAAGGGCAACAACAACGUGGCGGGAAGCGUGCACUGGACCGCGCCCGAGGUGCUCAACGAGGCCGGCGACGUCGAUCUGAUCCUGGCCGACGUCUACAGCUUCGGCAUCAUCUUGUGGGAGCUCCUGACGCGUGAGCAGCCCUACAUGGGCCUCAGCCCGGCUGCCGUGGCCGUGGCCGUGAUCCGCGACAACAUCCGCCCGCUCAUACCCGAGGCCGGCGGCGGAGCCCUGUGCCCGGCCGAGUACGAGGACCUCAUCACCAGCUGCUGGCACCACGACCCCACCAUCCGCCCCACAUUCCUCGAGAUCAUGACCCGCCUGUCGGCCAUGCACGGCGACUCGACCUCGGCCGGCGCCACCUCCUAUUCGAACUCGUCGUCGUCGGCGUCGCACAACAGUGGCCACCCGAACCGCGCCGCGAAGACGACCAGCUCGUUCGGGUCGUGGGCCCUGCCCUCGACCAACUCGUCGUCGGCCGACGGCAGCGGCUCAUCGUCGUCGUCCGGCUCGUCCAAGUCUGGGGCGGGCCUGGCGGGCGCAGCGGGCGGCGGGGUGAGGCCGCCGGAGGGCGAGAUGGCGAUCGUGUUCACCGACAUCACCCGCGCCGCGUCGCUGUGGGAGUUCAACGCGGCCGCGAUGCGCGACGCGACGCUGCUGCAUAACGAGACCCUGCGCGACGCGCUCAAGCGCCACCGGGGCUACGAGGUGGUGUUCGUGCGCGACCGCAACUCGGGCGAGGGUUCGUUCUGCAUGGCCUUCCAGCAGCCCGUCGACGCCCUAGCCUGGUGCGCCGACGUCCAGCGGAGCCUGCUGGGCGUGGCCUGGCCCGAGGCGCUGCUCGAGCACCCGGGCGCGGCCGAGGAGUGGGGCGACACCGACGACCGGGUGCUGUUCAAGGGCCUCCGGGUGCGCAUGGGCGUGCACGUGGGCGUGCCGCGGGCCGUGCGCGACCCAAUGACGCGCCGGGUGGAGUACAUCGGCCCCGUCGUGAACGCCGCGGCGCGGAUCACGGCGCUCACCCACGGCGGCCAGGUGGUGAUGAGCCACGCGGCGUUCCACAAGGUCAAGGGCUCGCCCGAGCUGGGCGGCAGCGAAGGCCAGCAGGAGCUGAAGAAGGGCAGCGUGGUCGGGCUGGGCAAGUUUGAGAUGCCCGAUGCUCCCGAUGGAUCUAAACUGUUUGAGAUCAAGACGCCGGGCCUGGAGGCGCGAUUCUUUGGAGGCGUGACGCUCGAGGCCGGCGAUGGCACUUCGACCAACAACACCACGGGCACGGGCUCCUCGCACGGGGGCAGCAGUGCGAGCGGCGGCAGCGGGCGCCACCCCGACAGCGAACCCGGCAGUGGCAAGGAACUCCAGACCGUCGUCGGCGAAGGGAUGAUGUUCAAGGAGGACACGUUCCUCACGUCGGCAAACCUGUGCCGGUGGAUCAUCGACUACGGCGAGAUCCAGGUGGGCAAGCAGAUCGGCCUCGGGUCCUACGGCGUGGUGCUGCGCGGCAAGUGGAAGGGCGUCGAGGUGGCGGUGAAGCGGUUCAUCAAACAGAAGCUCGACGAGCGCCGCAUGCUCGAGUUCAGAGCCGAGAUGGCCUUCCUGUCGGAGCUGCACCACCCCAACAUCGUACUCUUCAUCGGCGCGUGCGUCAAGAAGCCCAACCUGUGCAUCGUGACCGAGUUCAUGGCGCAGGGCAGCCUGCGUGACACGCUGGGCAACAGCGCCAUCAAGCUCACCUGGAAGCAGAAGGUCAAGAUGCUCCGCGCGGCCGCGCUGGGUAUCAACUACCUCCACUCGCUCCAGCCCGUCAUCGUCCACCGCGACCUCAAGCCCUCCAACCUCCUCGUGGACGAGAACUGGAACGUGAAGGUGGCCGACUUUGGGUUCGCGCGGAUCAAGGAGGAGAACGCGACGAUGACCCGCUGCGGCACGCCAUGCUGGACGGCGCCGGAGGUGAUCCGCGGCGAGAAGUACGACGAGCGGGCCGACGUCUAUUCGUUCGGCGUGAUCAUGUGGGAGGUGGUGACCCGCAAGGAGCCCUUCGCCGGGCGCAACUUCAUGGGUGUGUCGCUGGACGUGCUCGAGGGCCGCCGCCCGGCCAUCCCCGGCGACUGCCCGGCUGACUUCCGCAAGGUCAUGAAGCGCUGCUGGCACGCGUCGGCCGACAAGCGACCCAGCAUGGACGACGUGCUCACCUUCCUGGCCAAGCACCUCGACGCUGAUGACGCCGGCACCAUGCUCUAA